CCAUUCACUAAUAUCUAUAUCUAAUAAAUAAGAAUAAAUAGAGCUCUUCAUAUUUAAUGGUCAACAUUUCUGUUUUAUUAUUCGUCACCUCCUAUUCUGUCUUCUCUUCUUUUCUCUUUUCUAUUUCUAACAAAAAAAAGAAUAACAGUUAUGGCUUCGAUUUUACAGGGUAUUGUACUCACAACCGUCAUACUUGUUUCAGGCACAGUUCUUUAUCUUGCUUAUAGUUAUAAUAAUAAGUGUUCUCCAUCAUCCUUCCGAGUUCCACAUGAUCACAAUUCAAAUAACAGUCCCACUAAACAGUUUUCACGCUCUUGCUUGUAUUCAGGGGAGAAAAAAAGGAAUAAGAAGAAGAGGGUAAAGUUUGCAGAGAAUGUGAUGGUGAAGGAAAUAAGAGAAGAAAAGAAAGAAGAAGAACAAAGGAAAAAGCAAAACAGAGAAAGAAGCAAAAAUUGCAUGAACCAAACAAAGAAAAUGCCAGCAAACAGAAUCGCUCUGUAUAACGGGAUUAUGAGAGAUCGAGGCAACAGAAUUGCUUGUUGACUUGUUGUUAAUGAUUCUUAUACAAUUUUCCUUUAGAUUUUCUUGUUUGAUCAUACCUUAAUAUUGAAAAGUUUAGGGGGUUAGAUCAAAGAUGUAGUUGUAGAAGGUGGAAACUUGCAUACUGUUCUUUAUUAUCAAUUUUAUAAAAAAAUAACUGCAUGCGAGUCUUUGCAAACACC
Molecule: messenger RNA, 722 nt
Organism: Arachis ipaensis
Lineage: Eukaryota; Viridiplantae; Streptophyta; Magnoliopsida; Fabales; Fabaceae
Source: RefSeq, a predicted model, not a curated record